AUGGCACACAGCAAACGAAAUACGUCACGCAGCGUCUUCACCUCCUACGAGCGUGAUAUGGCCAAGGCUGCAUGGGCAUCAACCUCGGCACGCUUGUCUCGUGACUCCUUCCUCCCGUUUGGUUCUUGCUACCUCUGCCUAGAGAUCGCAAGAGACCCUGUUUCGUGCAGUCAUGGUGACAUAUUUUGUCGUGAGUGUGCGGUGGCUAACCUCCUGGCGCAAAAGAAGGAGAUCAAGCGCUUGGUGCGAGCGCGGGAGAAGGCGGAGCAAGAGAUGCUGGAAGCCCAGGCCCGUCAAGACGUUGAAGCUCAAGAGCGCGCCAUAAAGGAAUUCGAAAAGACUCAGGCGGGGAUUAGCCCGUCAUCAUCUGCACCGGUAUCGUCUUCGUCUGGUCUAGCGUCAAAAGAUGAUGGCGGACCAAGAACUGACGCCAAAUCUACGGCGAUGCAGGUCACCAAGAGAAAGUUCAUUUUGGACCAAGACGAGCUAGAAAGAAUCGCAAAGGAAGAUCGCGCCAAGGCACAGAAGUUUAUUAAUGAGGAAAAGGCACCCAAGGAAAAAUUGCCUUCUUUCUGGACACCGUCGCAAACGCCUGGUGCCGAAGCGGCUCGCAAAGUGGCAGGCGUGGAAGCUCUUCCUAAGAACAUCAAGCUUGCGCCCAUUUGUCCGGCUUCGCCCAACAGUUUGCAGCAUCCCUACUCCCUGAAAUCCCUGAUCACUCUCAACUUCAAAGAAGAGCCCGAUUCCAAGACGAACAGCAACAGGCGUAUAUGUCCCUCGUGCGUAAAGACGCUUGGUAACGCAUCACGGCCUCUGCUGGCCGAGAAAUGCGGCCAUGUCAUCUGCCGAAACUGUGCUGCCAAGUUCAUGGCUCCUGUCAAAGGCAGCGACGUUCUGCCUCAAGAAAACACUUGCUACGUUUGCGAUGCCCGCCUGACGGCGAGCCCCUCGGAUGGCAAGCAUAAGCAGCGCAAACAGGAGUUCGCCGGACUGAUCGAGCUCAGAUCAGAGGGUACAGGGUUUUCCGCAAGGGGCGCAAGUAAGGUUGAGAAAAGCGGUGUUGCCUUUCAGUGCUGA
Colletotrichum graminicola M1.001 is the source of this 1077-nucleotide messenger RNA. Its product is annotated as RING finger domain-containing protein. The transcript has 3 exons. The record is from RefSeq and is a predicted model, not a curated record. Lineage: Eukaryota; Fungi; Ascomycota; Sordariomycetes; Glomerellales; Glomerellaceae. Gene Ontology annotation, cellular component: nucleus. Gene Ontology annotation, molecular function: ubiquitin protein ligase activity. The coding region runs from base 1 to 1077 and encodes 358 amino acids.